CGUUACUAGAUGCAAUAAAAUGAUUUGGAUUAUAUUGUUUGGUAUAUUUUUACGUUUUGUAGCUUGCCAAAAGUUACCAACUGUAACAAUUCCAAAUGGAAAUAUUCAAGGAACACUAAAAACUUCAUACAAUGGAAAAACUUACAUGCAAUUCACUGGCAUUCCUUAUGCGAACCCACCAAUUGGAAAUUUAAGAUUUGAACCGCCACAAGUUGCUGAUUCAUGGAAUGAUACACUUAUAGCUGAUAAAUCUUACUCUUGUGCCCAAAUCACCCACGUACCCGACCCAGUUGGAGGACUUUCCCUUGGUUCAGAAGACUGUUUGUAUCUCUCAGUAAAAGUCCCCGGUGAUCGAAUUGACGCAACAAAAAACUACAACGUUUUGGUUUACAUCCAUGGAGGUUCAUUCAGUUUUGGAUCUGAAGCAAGUGCAGGAGGCAAAUAUAUCAUGGAUCGUGAAUUGAUACUCGUAAGCAUGAACUACCGGCUUGGAAUUUUUGGAUUCUUGAGCACUGAGGACGCUACAAUGCCCGGUAAUUUGGGUCUGAAGGAUCAAGUUUUGGCGUUGGAGUGGGUGCGCGACAACAUUGCGUACUUCGGAGGCAAUCCAAACUCGGUGACAAUCAACGGUUUGUCCGCCGGUGCUAUUUCCAUUCAUUAUCAUAUCCUUUCACCGCUAUCAAAAGGACUAUUUCAUCGAGCCAUUGCUAUGAGUGGUUCGGCUUUGCGUUCUCUGCAAGCCACUCCACGUAAGAAGGCUAUGACUUUAGGCAAACACUUUGAUUGCCCUUUAGUACCUACAAGAGAAAUGAUUUCAUGUUUAAAACGUGUACCUGAAAGUGAGUUGCUGGAAGCUACGCGUUUAUUUAGAUCAUGGAUAUUCCAUCCAUAUGCCCCCUUUUCGCCUGUUGUUGAUAAGUGGAGCAGUGAACCCUUUAUGCAGCAACAUCCCAUAGAAAUAUUCAAAUCAAAACAGUUCAAUCAUGUGCCUUUCCUCAGCUCGUCUGUUGCCGAAGAAGGCUUGUAUCCUGGCGCAGAGUUCCUUUAUAAUGAUUCAUAUUUAAAUGAGUUUAAUGAACGUUGGGACAAACUGGGGCCAGUUGUGUUGAUGUAUGAAGGACAAAUUCCUGAAGUUGAAAGUAUCGAAACGACCCAAUUGAUUAGAGAGCAUUACUUUGCUAACGAGGCAAUUAGUAACAGGACUUUCGGCCGGUUAAUUCAGAUGUUUAGCGACAAAUUUUUUGAUUACGCUUUGGGAAAAUCGCUGAGAUUGCAUGCGGAAACAACUCAUUUUCCUGUAUACUCAUAUCGAUUUAAUUACACGUCUGAAGAAGUUCCUAGCCUUUCUGAGCUUUUCUCCGCAACUAAUCAACGCCUUGGUAUAUCACAUGGAGAUGAUGAUAUUUUCAUUUUUGGAUUUGAAGCAUUACCUGAGGAGAAAAGAACGCCUCGAGAUGAAAAUAUGAUGAAUUUCUUUUUGGAUGUUUAUGUCGAGUUUAUGCAAACUGGAAAAAUUCUUUUGGAUAACUGGCUUCCCGUAAACUCAAAUGAAACAAAUACAACCAAUUAUCUACUUAUUCAAGGACCUGAAUUAGAAAACAUGCAGAUGAAAAGUUCUAAAAUAGGAAACCCAGAUUUUUGGAAUGAGAUUACUUUAGAAACUUUAUAAAACUGUCUUAUAAAUUCCAUAUUUUAUGGAACAUGGAACGACAUUUUAUGGAAUUAAAUUAAAAAUAAUUAAUCA
Molecule: messenger RNA, 1744 nt
Organism: Dalotia coriaria
Lineage: Eukaryota; Metazoa; Arthropoda; Insecta; Coleoptera; Staphylinidae
Product: carboxylic ester hydrolase-like
Exons: 6
Coding region: 20-1669 (549 amino acids)
Molecular function (GO): hydrolase activity
Source: RefSeq, a predicted model, not a curated record